This is a messenger RNA of Cladophialophora immunda, 600 nucleotides long. RefSeq lists its product as uncharacterized. The record is from RefSeq and is a predicted model, not a curated record. Lineage: Eukaryota; Fungi; Ascomycota; Eurotiomycetes; Chaetothyriales; Herpotrichiellaceae. The transcript has a single exon. The coding region runs from base 1 to 600 and encodes 199 amino acids.
AUGGCUCCCGACGUGUCAAAGGCACUGGAACUAAUAGACACCGCUCACAGAGAGGACCCGAACACGAUUGAAAUCAAAGGCGAAAAAGUACCCUACGAGCUGCACUAUGCUCAGAAAAUGACCAAAUUCCUCGACCUACACACCCCAAAUGCCGGUCCCCUGCUUGUCACGGCUGCCCGGGCACAGCACUUCCGGCGCUGGGAAGUGCCUCGAGACAGCUACCCCCGCACCAAAGCCGGGUACUUCGCCUGGCGCACGUUCCUCAAAAAUCGACAGGCCGAGCAGGUCAAGCAGAUAUGUGUGGAAUGCUCGUACACCGAAGAGGAGGCGGGCAAAGUGGCGGCGCUGAUUGCAAAGGAGGACCUGAAAAAGGGGGAAGGUAAGGGCGACGCCGACGCGCAGGUCAUCGAGGACGUGGCCUGUCUGGUGUUUCUGGACGACCAAUUUGACGAGUUCGAGAAGGGGCACGACGAGGAGAAGAUCAUCGGGAUAUUGCAGAAGACAUGGGUGAAGAUGGGGAAGAGAGGGCAGGAGCUGGCGUUGGCGAUGGAUCUGAGUGAGAGGGCAAAGGAGAUGAUAGGCAAGGCUCUGGCUGGGUGA